AUGAAGGCUCUCCUCCUCCUCCUCCUCGCCCAGCUCUGCUCGGCAUCGCUGAUCCCCGAGAGGGAGAAGGACCCCGAGUACUGGCGGGGGCAGGCGCAGGAGACCCUGCGGGCCGCCCUGCGGCUCCAGCACCUCAACCAGAACGUGGCCAAGAACCUCAUCCUCUUCCUGGGUGACGGCAUGGGCGUCUCCACCGUCACGGCCGCCCGCAUCCUCAAAGGGCAGCUCCAAAACCGCAAAGGCGAGGAGAGCCUGCUGGAGAUGGACAAGUUCCCCUACGUCGCCUUGGCCAAGACCUACAACACCAACGCGCAGGUGCCCGACAGCGCGGGCACGGCCACCGCCUACCUCUGCGGCGUCAAAGCCAACGAGGGGACGGUGGGCGUCAGCGCCGGCGUCACCCGUGACCGCUGCAACACCACCAAGGGCCAAGAGGUGACCUCCAUCCUUCGCUGGGCCAAGGAUGGAGGCAAGGCGGUGGGCAUCGUCACCACCACGCGGGUGACCCACGCGACUCCCAGCGCCGCCUACGCCCACUCCGCCAACCGCGACUGGUACUCGGAUGGAGAGAUGCCCCCGGACGCGCUGGAGGGCGGCUGCAAGGACAUCGCCCGGCAGCUGGUGGAGAACAUCCCCGACAUCGAGGUGAUCUUGGGCGGCGGGCGGAAAUAUAUGUUCCCCAAAAACGCCAGCGACGUGGAGUAUCCCCACGAGGACAAACAUCGGGGUACCCGCCUGGACCGCAGGGACCUCGUCCAGGCGUGGCACGAUGCCAAGCCCCCCGGCAAGGUCGCCAAGUACGUGUGGCACCGGCGGGACCUGCUGGCGCUCAACCUCAGCCGCGUUGACUUCCUCCUGGGCCUCUUCGAGCCGGGUGACAUGGUGUACGAGCUGGAUAGGAAUAACGAGACGGAUCCUUCCCUCACCGAGAUGGUGGCUGUGGCCAUCAGGAUGCUCCAGAAAAAUCCCCGGGGGUUUUUCCUCCUGGUUGAAGGGGGCCGCAUCGACCACGGGCACCACGAGGGGAAGGCGAAGCAGGCGCUGCACGAGGCGGUGGAGCUGGAUCGGGCCAUCGGGCUGGCCACCCGCGUCACCUCGCCCCAGGACACCCUCAGCGUGGUCACCGCCGACCACUCGCACGUCUUCACCUUCGGCGGCUAUACCCCGCGCGGGAACCCCAUUUUCGGUCUGGCCCCCAUGCAGAGCGACGUGGACCGCAAACCCUUCACCUCCAUCCUCUACGGCAACGGUCCCGGCUAUAAAAUCGUGGCGGGUGAGCGAGAAAACGUCUCCGCCGUGGAUUUCGCGCACGCCAACUACCAAGCGCAAUCGGCCGUGCCGCUGCGCCAGGAGACCCACGGCGGCGAGGACGUGGCCGUUUUCGCCCGCGGCCCCAUGGCCCACCUCCUCCACGGGGUCCACGAGCAAAAUUACAUCCCCCACGCCAUGGCUUACGCCGCCUGCAUCGGCUCCAACCGAGCCCACUGCAACGCCGCCGGCCGCCCUGCCGCCGCUGCCUCCGUCCUCCUGCCCUUCCUCGCCCUCCUCUUCCUCCUCUGCUAA
Messenger RNA from Gavia stellata (red-throated loon), 1563 nucleotides. It is a transcript of the gene ALPL, whose product is annotated as alkaline phosphatase, biomineralization associated. Bases 1 to 1563 code for a protein of 520 amino acids. Gene Ontology annotation, cellular component: plasma membrane. The transcript is spliced from 11 exons. NCBI's taxonomy places the organism in Eukaryota, Metazoa, Chordata, Aves, Gaviiformes, Gaviidae. The record is from RefSeq and is a predicted model, not a curated record. Gene Ontology annotation, molecular function: alkaline phosphatase activity. Gene Ontology annotation, biological process: dephosphorylation.